AUUAAUGUUUGGUCCUCAUGGCAGACGACAGAAGUAAGCGCAAAGAAUGGUUGCAUUGCAAAAAUGCAAAGAUUCCCAGAACUACAGCUUGGAGAAGCAAAACAGUUGAAAAAGGGAAUCUUGGUGAAUGUUCCACGUUUGAUUCAUCGACCAGAAUGUCGAUCGAUCCCGAAGAAAGUGCCCAAUCUUCGAGCCGUGUAUUUGAGAACGAUUCGAUGUUAACGUUUUUGAAUGAGACUUAUUUACAAAGCGAUCAGUCUUCUACUCAGCCUCCCACUUCCACGACAGAGAGUGGUGAUUCCGAUCCAGCCAAUCUCGAAGUUGAAGUUGAUGAAUUUUCUUCAUUUUUCGUUGAUCCAGAGAGUAAUUCUGUGGCUUGCAGUAGCGAGGAAUCAUCGGAAAGUGACACUGAAAGUUCUGAUUGCAGCUCAGACAGCGAGUUUGACGGCGAGCAAGAUGAAACAAGGGACACUAUUGAGGAGCCCGCAAAAAGCAAUGAAGAUUUGGGAGGUGAUGAUAUACCUCUUUACAACGGUGCUAGCGUAUCACGGCUCGGAGCUCUCGUGCUUGUGAUGCUUUUCAGUUUAAGACACCAGCUCUCAGGACAAGCUUUAAUUGAUUUGGUGAAAGUAUUGCAUGCUUUACUGCCUGUUGGCCAUAGAUUUGUGGCUUCCGCUUUCUUACUGAAGAAGUACUUCGCUGAUUUAUUUUGCGAACCUCCACCGAAGAAGCACUCUUAUUGUGGCAACUGCCUUGGUAGAAUACAGAACGGUCAAACAGAAUGCCUUAAAGAAAAAUGUCAGAAAUCGAAAAAGAAGAUUGAACACUUCUUGGAGCUGGAUUUACACAUGCGUCUUUGUCAGCUGUAUCGAGAUGCAGAGUUUGUUAGAUUGUUGGGAUAUCGAUUUGAUAAUGGUUUCCUUGAUGAUGAUGACAUAUGUGACAUAUUCAGUGGACAAGAGUACCGCAAACUCAUGCAGCCUGGUGGCAUUCUUAGCCAAGACAACCCUCUGAACAUCUCAUUCUCGUUCAAUACAGAUGGUGUUGCACCCUACAAGUCAUCUAAUAAACAAAAUUUCUGGCCUAUUUUCCUGGUUAUCAAUGAACUUCCUCCUAGACUGAGGUGUUCUAGAAGGUAUAUGUUCCUUGCUGGUCUCUGGUGUUCCAAGAAAAAGCCAAACAUGCAAACAUUCUGUCGGCCAAUAAUUGAAAGCAUCAGUGGCCUUUACCGCAGUGGCCUCACGGUUGUGACACCUACUGGGCAACAAAAGGUCAUAAAGGCAACCCUUCUGUUGUCAUCUGCUGAUCUUCCAGCAAAGUCUCUUAUGGCCAACAUGAAACAGUUCAAUGGGGAGAAGGGCUGCUCAGUGUGUGAAGAUAAAGGGGAGACAGUAGGAGUUGGUGGGUUGCACAGAAUUUGGCCCUAUACCUCUGAUAUGGUACUAAGGACACACAAGUCUGUGGUUGCAUCCAUCCGCAAAGUUGUCAAGACUGGAAAACCGGUCAAUGGAAUAAAGGGUGCUUCUGUGUUUUUACUUUUUAAACCAUUUGACCUUGUGAAGGGUUUUGUUAUUGACUGGAUGCACUCUGUAUGCCUUGGAGUUACAAAAUCUAUGAUACAUUUGUGGCUAAAUGCAGAGAACCGUGGAAAAGAAUUCUUCCUAGGAUCAAGGAUUGCGCUGUUGAAUAAAAGAUUGUUGUCUAUAAAAGUUCCUGACAUAAUCACCCGUUGUCCAAGAAGUCUUGCAGAUCGUGGAACUUGGAAAGCUACAGAGUAUAGAAAUUGGCUUCUUCACUAUUCUGUACCAGUGCUGAAAGGUGUUCUUCCAGAUUAUUACUUCCUCCACUACACUUUGUUAGUGACAGCUAUAGCCAUCCUUGUAAGUGACAGAAUAACCCCUGAACAGCUCAAGCUGGCUGAGGAGCUUUUGGACAAUUUUUGUAAAUUGUUGCCAGAACUUUAUGGAGAAAGCAGCCAGACUCAUAAUUUCCAUCUUCUCAGACAUCUGACAUACUUUGUUAAGUUGUUUGGUCCACUUUGGGUGUACUCUUGCUUUGGCUUUGAAGCACUCAAUGGCUUUCUAACUACCAUGAUUCAUGGAACUCAGCAUAUUUCUAAUCAGGUGACAAAAAUUUAACUGUUGAUAUAUUUUAGUCAAAUAUGAUGUGAAAUGAAUACUACUACUUAGACUGUGGACACAUUACACUUUAUUAAUUUCAAGAUUGGCAUGCCCACAACUAGUUGAGGCUUAUCAAGGUAGGCCAUGCCUUAAUAGCAAAAUUUCAAAAUAAACAAAUUAACAACAGGAACUAACUAUGAGAGGAGAAGGGAAAAAAAUAAAGGCAAGAAAAACCACACAUUGACCUAAUCAAAAAUAGUACACACAUAAAACUACUAUGUAUGUUUAAAAAUGGGAGGAAACAGAUCAGAUUCAUAUCAGGAACUUUGAAUCAAGCUUG
Messenger RNA from Pocillopora damicornis (cauliflower coral), 2460 nucleotides. RefSeq lists its product as uncharacterized. The record is from RefSeq and is a predicted model, not a curated record. Lineage: Eukaryota; Metazoa; Cnidaria; Anthozoa; Scleractinia; Pocilloporidae.